Molecule: messenger RNA, 1236 nt
Organism: Cinclus cinclus
Lineage: Eukaryota; Metazoa; Chordata; Aves; Passeriformes; Cinclidae
Product: signal-regulatory protein beta-1-like
Exons: 5
Coding region: 1-1236 (411 amino acids)
Cellular component (GO): plasma membrane
Source: RefSeq, a predicted model, not a curated record
AUGGUUCUGGUAAUGCAGGAACUGCCUCUCGUGUGCCUGAUGCUGCUCCUGCUCUGCAGAGACGUGGGUGUGGGUGCCCAGGACUUCAGUAUGCACCAGCCCCAGGACAAGCUGUCGGUGGCAGCAGGAGAGACACUCACCCUGAACUGCACCCAUUCUGGAAUGGUUAUAAUAGGUGGUGUGAGGUGGCUGAAGGGAUGGGGCAGUGGGAACAAGACCAUCUAUGACCAGAGAGAGAAGGAUCGCUAUCCCAGAGUGAUGAGAGCAGUGGAUGGGUCCGACUCAGACUUCACCAUCCACAUCAGGAACGUUCAGCCUGAGGACACGGGCACCUACUACUGUGUGAAAUUUCGCAAGAACGACAGUGGUGAGGAUGAGUUCUUUCAGCGUGGCAAUGGCACCGAGGUGUCUGUCCAUGCCAAACCCAGCCCCCUGUUCUUGUCUGGGCCUGAGCAGAGAAUGAGGCCAGAACAGUCAGCGUCGUUCUCCUGCACAACUGGAGGGUUCUUUCCAAAAGAGAUUGAGGUGAAAUGGUUCAUGAACAUGGUCCCCUUGAUGGCUCAGCAGCCCCAGAUCAGCGAAUGGAGAGGGAAAACCUACAACAUGUCCAGCACAGUGAUGGUGACCCUGCAGAAGGCUUAUGUCCACUCACAGCUCAUCUGUGAGGUGCAGCACUCCACGCUGCAGGACCCACUGCGUGGGAGCUACCAGCUCAGCAGAGUCCUGCAAGUUCCCCCCGGUGUCAAAGUGCAUGCUGAGCCGAGCCCUGUUGAGGUGAACAAGACCGUGACCUUCACCUGCCUCGUGAAGGAGUUUUACCCAGCAAAUGUGUCCAUUUCCUGGCUGGAGAAUGGGAUUGAAAUAAAGGUGCCUAACGUCUCCCAGCCAUCGGAGCUGCGCAGUGGCUUGUUCCAGCUGAGAAGCCAGGUGGAUGUGCAAGCGACGGAGGAGAAAAACGGGUCCACAAUCACCUGCAUGGUGGUGCACGAUGGCCAGGCCUCUACCAACUCCUCAGCCUUCCUGUGGAUCUCCAACAUGGCCCAGGAGGAAUCAAGAAAGGGUUCCCCAAUAAAUAAGGGUGAGAACCUUAUGUCCAGCCUCCUCCUCCUGUGGCUUGGUAUUCUGCUGGAGAAGGCACUCCUCUGUGGGCUCCUCUUCUCCCUCUUCAAGCGCAUGAAAAGCAAAGCACUGGAGAUGCUGCCUUAUCCUGCUCCACCUCAGUCUCUGGAUCCUUGA